CCACCAAAGGAUCCUUACACAGAUGAUUUCUAACAUUCUGAUUUUCGUAAAGCCAGCGUUUGGAAUCUACACAGUAACUUGAAGAAGAGUUGAGAAUUUUAAGGAAAUAAAAAAAUUAACCUAGCAAGAGGAAAAUAUUUCCUUGGUUUUCUAAAGGGGAUUAUAGGACAACCAUACUGGCCAGAAGAAACAGCCUGCAGUAGAUGGUUUAUGUGUCAGGAAAAAUAUGUCACAGCCAAAGAGGAAAACUACCUCAGUAUCACUGAAAAUUACUUCAUCUCCAGGAAAUGAAGCCACUGGAAGCAAUCCAGUUCAACCUGUUCAUUCUGCACUUAUUCUUCCAUUGUCCAAAAAUUCUCAGAGGCAGGUGCAAAGUCCUCCUUUUACUGGUUUGAACAGAGGAAACAGUGGGGUUGCACCAGUAUUUACAAAGUGCCCACAGAAUAUCUGUGCUUCAAAGGGACAGUUAGUUGUGAUGGAAUGUCGAGUUCGAGCUACCCCUCCUCUCCAAGUGUGGUGGUACAGAGGGAACCAUCUGAUAAAGGACUCUGCCGAAUUCCGAAUCCUAACAAAAAAAGCUUGUUCAGCAUCUGUUCCUGAAGAAGUAUGUACAUUGGUGAUUGCAGAGGCAUUUCCAGAGGAUUCAGGAGUUUAUAAGUGUGUUGCCGAAAACCAGUGUGGAACAAGUGCCUGCUGUGCUCAGGUCACCAUCUAUCCAGAAGAAACUGGCACCUUCAAGAAAACUCAAGAACUCAUGGAUCAUCCUGCCGCUGUAGAAGGAAACCAAGACAUUUCAGAAAACAAUCAACUGCCACAUUAUGCACCAGACAACACCGAACAUGAUAACUCCAAAUGUGAAUUUCCACAGGCAAGUGAAGAACAGGUUUACUAUGAACCCAUCAAAAAGGACGUACAUGAAUGGGACGUUUUGCAGCAGGAAAGCUACAGCUGUCCUUCAUAUGACCAAGAACAAAGACAGGAAAAAGGAAAAGAAGAAAUUGGGAAUAGCAAGCAACAAGUUUAUUCCUCACAGUUUUAUCAGGCACCACCUAUCCAAAAGUCAGUUUUGUCUGAUAUAAAUUUUACUGAAAAUCAGAACUACAAAGCAGAUUUGGACAUGAGUGUGACAAAUCUUCCUUCAGUAUCUUCCCUGUGUCAACCAAGCAUGUUUAAUUAUGAGCGGCCUAAACAUUUUAUUCAGUCACAAAAUAAGAGUCAACUAAAACUACAAACUCCAGCAACUGUAACAUCGAAAGUUCCAGAUGUUCAGGAUAAGCAUGUAUUACAGGCACCAGCAAACUCUGUAAAAAAAUCUACCAUAGUUUUGCAUCCACAGGUUUCGAAUGGACAAAGGAAGUCUUUAUCUUCAUCCUCAUCUCUGAGUUCUCCUAUUUCAACAUCGUCUUCCUCGCCCAGCCUUGGUAAAGAUGCUGUUUUUUUCUCGCCACCUGCAUAUGAUGUCUCUUCCCCAGUGUUCUCUUUCCCUAAUGCACCCCAGGAGAAGUCGUCCCCAGCAGCUUUUCUCUGCUCCGUUUUACCAUCUCAGCCACAACAAUCUGUGCCAUCUGCAAAAACCUCAGCUGUUCAUACUGUGGAACGCAAUUAUCCUAAACCAGCUGUAAAGAAGUCCAGAACGCCCGUGAUCUCUAGUGAUGAACAGAUACAAGGAUCAAAGGAUGCACUUAUACAGGACUUGGAAAGAAAACUAAGAUGUAGAGAUGCUAUUCUACAUAAUGGAAACCAGCGUCUAACAUAUGAAGAAAAAAUGGCUCGCAGGCUUCUAGGACCAGAUAAUGUUGCAUCUGUGUUUGAGACAGAAAAUACUGAUAACUUUCAGGACACCACACAGCGUAGUUCAGGUACAGACACCUUAAGAAGGUCAUCACAACCAAGAAGCAGGACAAGCUCUCGAGGAGAAGAAACUGUUGACACUACUGUACAUGAAAAGUUUUAUCCUCCUCGAUUUCUACAAGUACCAGAUGAUAUCAUAGUAGAAGAGGGAAGAUUUUUGAGGAUUGACUUUAAAGUUAGUGGAUUGCCAACUCCAGAUGUCAAGUGGUUUUUGGAUGGAAGACCUGUCCGUCCUGAUGAUUUCCAUAAAAUGUUAGUAUCAGAAAAGGGACUUCAUUCGUUUAUCUUUGAAUUUGUCCAAGAGUAUGAUGCUGGAGUCUAUGAGUGUGUAGCAACUAACCGUGCAGGCUUCAGUACAUUUCACCUUGUGCUUGAUGUAGUUGCUCAACAGAGGAGAAAAGCCCCCGGUUUUAUCCAGAAGCCGCAACAUGUGACAGUCUAUGAAGGGGAUACGGCUAGACUGGAAUGCCAAGUGUCUGCUGUUCCAGAACCCCAGAUCUUCUGGAAGAAAGACAAUGAAAUGAUAGAAUUCAACACAGACAGAAUAAGCAUGUUUCAGGACUACACUGGCAAAAUUGGACUGUUAAUACACGAUGUUAAUAAGAAAGAUGCAGGAUGGUACACAGUAUCAGCUUUAAAUGAUGCCGGAGCAGAUACAUGUCAUGCAAGACUUGAUGUUGCAACUUACAUAAACAGACCAGCUCCUGGUUCUAAGCAGCUAAAAAUGCGACCGUCUCUUAGCAAGUAUGUAACACUUAAUUGUCAAGGAAUUGAUGUACAAGACGCCUUUUUACCAGAUACAGAUGUUUAUCAGGUAGCAUCAUAUGGAGGACUUACAGAAAGUGAAGAACUUUAAAUGAAAGGCUGCCUGUCUUCAAAUUACACUAUAUUUCAUCCAAAAAAAAAUGAAACUGUGUAGCUGUACUUUGUAUUAAUACCAGUGUUCUGUGGAGCCUUUGUAAAGCUCCUGAAGGAUAGUACAAAAAAGUUCUAUUUAAUGGCACCCACGCAAACCACUCAGAGAAGGCCUGGAUAAUUUUUACUACUGGGUGGAGAAGUAACAAGCAGUCUUGGAUACAUUGAUACCUGGUAAUUAGCUAGUACAACAAACUUACAAACCAACAAGAUUCUCUUGUGCAACAUGAAGGACUGAUUGACAUUAUUCAGAGCAACAUGAUUGUAAGUGCCUGCUUGAUGGACCUCUAGUGUCGAACAUCUGCUGUCGCUCAUGUAGUUUUAACCUGCCCCUACAUUGCAAUGUAUCAGAGCCAUUCUACAUUGUAGAUGGCUUGUCUUCUUUCAGUGUGCUCAUUACUGAAAACACAUCAGGUGUGCACAGUUUUUGUGAUUGUUCAAACCACUGGAUUUGAGAUCAUUUCAGUAGUUUUAGUUUAUUUUAAGGUUGUUUUUCACAUUUUGCUGAUGAAUUAAUACCACUGAUGAGGAAGCAGUCAUUGGGAGGAAAAAGGAAGUAUAGGUUCUUUGAAAAUAAAAUACAGACAUUGUUGCCAAAUACAAAAUGUAAUAAAACUGGGUACUUUUCCGUUAUCAGGGCAACAGUUCUAAUCAGCAUUUCAAAUUCAUGCUAAUCCGAAAUCUGUUAUUCUAUCAACUUUCUAUGUUUGUAAGAGCAGUAUUUUUGUGUCUUUGCCCCCCCCCCCCCAAUUAUACAUGGCUUUGUUCAGAUUUCUGUGUCUUACGGGUUGAGAGGUAUAGAGCACAGAAGGGCUUCCCCAACUGAAAGUGUCAUACAAACGCGCAAUGAUACAGACGCUUCUCUCAAAGGUUGCUCUUCCGCUAAUGUCAGAAAUAUCUGUAAGGAGGGUAAACGUAGUCACAGGGCAGGCAGGCAGCAGUUUAUAACUUAAGAUUUGAGUUAAAAACUGAUUUUUAAAGAUUAAGAUUUGAGUUAAAAACUGAGAAUGUUAGUAAAAUAAAAUGUACUUAAAAUUUCAGUUGAUACAUGCUGAAGUUUUUGAAAUGCAGCUCUUCUAAUUACACCAUUCUGACAUACAAAACAUGACACUUAGGAUUUUACGAGGCAGAGACCAAAAUAUGAGGCAGAAAUCUAGGCAACUGAGAGGUAUUAUUUGCUUUUUAUUUUUACUUUACAUGCAUCAUUUGGUAACUAAUGACUUUAUUUACACUUGUGUUUUUGAUUUCAUCUCCCAGGUUGCAGCCAAACGUCUUCUGUUUUUAUGAUCGGUUCAAAUAAAUAUCACUUUUGCAAGUACGAAGCAAUGCACAUAUAUCACUUUCAAACGUAACUGCCAUUCCUUAAAAAAACAUGUUCCUUGCAGUUCCACGGUGAAAUGGUUUGUCACACAUUCGCAGUUAAGAUCUUUUCUAUCAAGUUUCUAUAGUACCAAUGUUAAAAUUGCUGUUGCCCCGAUAACAGAAAAGUACCUAAAACUGCUGUAUGGUUUAGAUGCUGAGCAACAGCAGCAAACCUCCAAAUGUAACUCCUACGACAUGUCACUUUGGCUUGCUGGCAUGCCCUCAAAAAAUCCAUACCAGCUGUUUAAUGACUGACUGGGAAAGUAGUUCUUAUUCUUGGUAAGUAAAUGCAUGACAAUUAGGUUUAUAACAGUGACUCUACUGAGUACAAAGGCUGUCCAGGAUUCAGUUACCGAAAAGGUAUAUUUUCAACAUAUUUGACAUGAUGAUGGAUA
Protopterus annectens (West African lungfish) is the source of this 4523-nucleotide messenger RNA. It is a transcript of the gene MYOT, whose product is annotated as myotilin. Gene Ontology annotation, biological process: axon guidance; homophilic cell-cell adhesion; dendrite self-avoidance. The coding region runs from base 227 to 2707 and encodes 826 amino acids. Gene Ontology annotation, molecular function: cell-cell adhesion mediator activity. NCBI's taxonomy places the organism in Eukaryota, Metazoa, Chordata, Ceratodontiformes, Protopteridae. The record is from RefSeq and is a predicted model, not a curated record. Gene Ontology annotation, cellular component: axon; plasma membrane. The transcript has 17 exons.